Molecule: messenger RNA, 2377 nt
Organism: Sipha flava (yellow sugarcane aphid)
Lineage: Eukaryota; Metazoa; Arthropoda; Insecta; Hemiptera; Aphididae
Product: dystrobrevin beta-like
Exons: 17
Coding region: 210-2279 (689 amino acids)
Biological process (GO): synaptic signaling
Cellular component (GO): plasma membrane; synapse
Molecular function (GO): zinc ion binding
Source: RefSeq, a predicted model, not a curated record
UGGGCGGACAAUAUUGUAUAUUUUUAAUUUAAGUUUUAUUAUUUAGCAGUUAUAGGCAGUAGUGUAGACACGUUUGAACAGUGUGAUUGCCAUUAGUUAGGUUGUAUGGAUCACUACGUGUUUAAAAAAUAGUUUUAAAUAGUUAAAGUAUGAUCGGUCCUUCUAUUAAUUAUAUAUUAUAUUAAGAUCAUACUCUUUUAUAAACCAUCAUGACUGCUGAUAGGAGAGCAACGACUGACUGCCGUUUUCAACUCUUACAAGAAAUGCGAUGUCAGAACUAUGAUAUGAUACGUUUCGCAUCUUACAGAACAGCAUGUAAACUCAGAUAUGUGCAAAAAAAAGUAUACCUACAUAUGAUUGAUAUAUGGAAUGUCAUUGAAGCAUUCCGUGAAAAUGGUUUAAACACGUUAGAAUCUCAUGUUGAAGUUAAUGUUUCAAAAUUUGAAACACUUUUAACUAGUUUAUAUCUCAAUUUAAAUAAACGGUUACCUACUCAACAACGGGUCCAUGAUGAUUUAUUAACUACAAUACUUCUUAAUUGGAUUAUGUCUGUUUAUUCUGCUAACGAUACCAUGGGAAGGAUAAGAGUUUUAUCUAUAAAAGUAGCUUUGGCUACAAUGUGUUCAGGAAAACUUAUGGAUAAACUUAGAUAUAUAUUUUCACAAAUAUGUGAUCAAAAUGGACAUAUGGUGGCUUGGAAAUUUCGAGAAUAUUUACAAGAAGUGUUGGUACUUCCAUCAGCUGUAUAUGAAUCUCCUUCUUUUCAUUAUAGUGAUCAGAUAUCAGCAGAAAUAUUUUCUGGGAAUAGUAAAGUGACUGUUAAUGAUUUCAUGGAUUCAAUGAUGUCAGAUCCUGGCCCAGCUUGUCUUGUUUGGUUGCCGUUAUUGCAUCGAUUGGCUAAUGUUGAAAAUGUUACACAUCCUAUUAGUUGUGAUGCUUGUCGCCGUGAUAAUUUUACAGGAUUUCGAUAUCGAUGUCAAAAAUGUCAUAAUUUUCAAAUGUGUCAAGAAUGCUUUUGGAGAGGACGAGUUGCAUCUAGUCAUACUAUUGAGCAUGAUGUUAAGGAAUACACUAGUUAUAAAUCUCCUAGUAAACAAAUUGGUCAUUCUCUUCGAAAAUCAUUUCGCUGUGUACCUGAAAAAGAAAAGGCGAGUAUACCACGUUUUCCUGAAGAACCUGAAAAAACCAUUAAUUUAUCUCACAUUAUACCACCAUCUCCUUUGCCAUGCCACAAUGGUUUUUCUGAAUUAUCCCUUAGUAGUCAAAGCCAAUUUAAUACAUUGGACAGUAAGACUAGUUCAAGAAGUCCUGACAAACGUACAAUGAGUUUAGAUUAUACUUCAAUGGAUGAUGAACAUAAAUUAAUUGCACGUUAUGCUGCUAGGCUAGCUGCUGAAGCUAAAGGUAGAGCUCCAUCGGAAGGCUCUUUAAGUUUGGAUACAUCUAGAGCUCAAAGAGAACUUAUUACUCAACUAGAAUCUAAAAAUAGAGAAAUUAUGAAAGAAAUUUCAAGACUUAGGAAACAACAAGAAAUGGAAGGAUUUUGUUCUGGAUUUUCUGAAGAUAAUCCUGCUCUUAUGAGUGAACUUCGUGCAUUGCGUAAUAGAAAACAUGAACUGGAAGCUCAUUUAACAUCUUUACAAGAUUCUAGAAGACAAUUAAUGGUGCAGUUAGAAGGAUUAAUGAAACUUUUAAAAAAUCAUCAAGGAUCCCCACGUUCAACUCCAAAUUCAUCACCUCGCUCAACUAAGUCUCCUCCUCCCUCAAAGUCGGCACCUCCUACACCAGGUGGAACUUUGACUUCAGCAUCAUCACUAUCUCUUAUGUCUACAUCUGACUCCAUAAUGGUUGGUGAUGUAAAAUCAGCAUUUACUGGUAACUCUUUAGCAGGUACACCUGUUAGUGCAUCAAGUAACACUAGUUUAAGUGGGUCUAUUUCAAGUGGAAGUCGAAGUUUAAGAAAUGAUUUAUUAGUAGCUGCAGAUUCUGUGACAAAUGCUAUGUCAACCUUAGUUAAGGAACUAAAUUCUGAAAGCCCGGUAAAUGAGAAUGCACCAAAUUCUAUGAUUCUAAAACCACUUGGCUACAAUAAAAAAGAUGAUAAAGAUGAUAUUAAUAAAGAUUUUAAAAGUGAUAGUUUAUCAAGAAGCCAAUACAAUAAAGCCAAGGCACAAAAUAGUCUAUCAGAUAGUCUGACAUCUGCUAAUAUGAGACGUGCAUCUAGUUCUGGAUCAAAAAAUAAUUCAUCUGAGGCUGAUUCUUUGACCAGGUGGCGUUAGAUUGUUAAUUUGUUUUUAUAUCUAUGAUAAUUUACAAAAUAAUUUAACUUUUAUGAUUGAUGGUUUUUUACUGAUGGGCUUUUUUUUUUAAAUAUUCU